AUGGCCUCGACACAGACUCCCAGUCCGGCUCGCGCAGCUAUCUUGACCUCAAACACACGAUCCUCUCAAGAAGUGACCCCUGACUUUACCGACCCAUCCUUCGAUCCAGCCGAUUUCCUCAACGAUGUCCUUCCCCCGCUGACGCUGGCGUCAUCGCAAUCCCGCGGCGCGGGCGCCGUCCCCCUCGCGGAAUUGUCCGCUCAAGUCCAAUCGAUCCUCACUCAGAUCAAUGCGCAGAAUGUCCGGCUUUCCAAUCAGCUCACACAGCUCACCGAUGAGAUACUGCGGAGUGGAGGGCGACUGGCUUAUGAAGUUGAGGUGCUGCGGGGUGAAGCGAUUGGGCUUUCGGAUACGUUGACCGAGGUCCUUCAGCCGGAUAUUGCCCAGUUUGUACCCGAGGGUCUACAGACUGCUGUGGAUAGCGACAAAGAUGUUGCUAUGGCUCAAAAGGGAGAAGAGGGAGAGACGGCGGUAGAAGAGGGGCAGGCGGUCGCUGAUCCGGAUUACAUCACGAAACUACGGAUGCUGAAUCAAGUACGGUCGCGACUGGAGGAUGUGGUUCAGACCUUUGGAGACUCCAUGGAGUGGCCGUUACCGCCAUCGGAGACCUCGCUGACGUCGUCAUUCAUCUCGGUCUCCGCCCCUGAACCUGGGCCCGAGAGCCAGAGUCUCGAGGAGAAGGGGCAGGAGGUUGCGAAGAAGCUGCGGAACGAGAUUACAGAGUUACUCAAUACCAAUGGUGGUGGACAAGCAGGUUUGGAUGCAGCUACGAAGCGGUUGGAAGCGCUACGUGAGUUGGCGACGAUAUGGAAGGGCUCCGCUGAAGAGAAGGCGCGAAAUCGUUUUCUGGAUAGUCUGGCGAAGAUUAUAGAUGACCGGCGCCGGUCACUGGAGAACCAGGGCAGUUCAGAUCAGUCCCAAGCGCGAUCCUCGUCGACGAGAGGGAAGACGAUGGGCCAUCAACGGCAGGAAAGCGAAGGGCCCGGGGGUGGCAUCUUCAAGAAUCUACAGCGCCUACGUGAGGAGAUAUACCUGGAAUGA
Aspergillus lentulus is the source of this 1041-nucleotide messenger RNA. RefSeq lists its product as uncharacterized. The record is from RefSeq and is a predicted model, not a curated record. NCBI's taxonomy places the organism in Eukaryota, Fungi, Ascomycota, Eurotiomycetes, Eurotiales, Aspergillaceae.